CCGACCGUUGCUGUAACAUCAGGACAUCAACUCAAAACAAUAUAAAAACCUAAACUUUUACUAUCAUUUCUCCAGAGAGCAGCCAUAAAGAGAGUGACAGAGAGUUCUGAAAUCUGAAACCCAGUAUCAUCUUCAUCAUCAUCAUGCUCACCAUGAGAACUGAAGCACAAGAUUCAGUACCUAAAUCAAACCCUAAUCCGGAACUAAUCAAAGAAACCCCAAAGGUCUCUCUUUACGAACAAUGCAGGGAAGAGAGGAUCAAAGAGAAUCUUCAGAGGAUGAACAAUCUGGGUCUCUUAAAUCUCUCUCGCAAACUCAAACCCAAGACCCGACCCGUUAAAAGAUCUUACGGUAACCGUAAUUCUGUUCAGAAUCCGACUCCUCCUCUUCAGCCUUCUCGCCGAUCUUCUCGAUUGGAGAACACAACUCCAGUUAUCUACACUGAUGGGAUCAAUGAGAAGGGCAAGAAAGCAUCUAAACGAGAGAGUGUUGUGAUUGGUGAAGGGAUAAGAGCUGAGAUUUACACAGAGGAACAUGAGAAGCUUCUUGGGAAUACAGAAAGAAGCUGGACUUGUUUUGUUGAUGGCUAUGAUAAGAAUGGGAAACGGAUUUAUGAUCCGUUUAACGGUAAGACUUGUCACCAAUGCAGGCAGAAGACGAUGGGGCAUCGUACACAGUGCAGUGAAUGCAAUUUGGUUCAAGGACAGUUCUGUGGUGAUUGUUUGUUCAUGAGAUAUGGUGAACAUGUGCUUGAAGCUCUUGAGAAUCCAGACUGGAUUUGUCCCGCUUGUCGCGGGAUCUGCAAUUGCAGUUUGUGCCGGAAUAAUAAAGGAUGGGUUCCAACUGGCCCGAUUUACAGAAGGAUAGCUGCACUUGGGUAUAAGUCUGUGGCACAUUAUCUGAUUCAAACCAAACGGGCGCCAACUGAUGACACAACACCAAGUCAAGCGUCUGCAAAGAGAUCACUUUCCUUUCAAGAAAAGAUUGCUGGUGAUGAAGACGUACCAAUGCUUGAGAAUGAUGAUUCCUUACAGAAAGAAGAAGGUGAAAACACGAACGAAGAUCAGAAUGGUGAUCUCCCUGAAGAAGUACAAAAGGUUCAGAAUAUGGAAUGUCAGAGUGGUGGUUCCUUGAAGAAAGAGGAGGAUGAGACACCAAAUUCAGCUAGAAGGUCACUGAGCUUCUUAUUGCCUUCUGUAGAGGAUGAUCAAACUUCAUUGGUGGAUGUUCAGGUCUUAAGUUGUCUUGUGCCACCAAAGCAAGAACAUUCAUGUGCACACAAUGGUGAUGAUCUUCCAGAUAUUCAGGAAAGGAUAGGACAACACUCAAAUUUGGAGACGAAACCAGAUAGCUACUUGCUUCAUGUGGAUGAGCAGAUUCCAUUGGUUGAUGUUCAGGUCUUGAGUUAUCUUGAGACGCCGAAGCAAGAACAUUCAUGUGCCCACAUUGGUGAUGGUCUUCCAAAAAUUCAAGAAUGGAUAGGACAAGACCCGACUUCUGAGACAAAACCAGUUAGCUACUUGAUUCCUAUAGAUGAUGAUCAAACUUCAUUGGUGGAUGCGCAGGUCAUGUAUCUUGAGACACCAAAGCAAGAUAAACAAGAACAUUCAUGUGCCCACAUCGGUGAUGAUCUUCCAGAAAUUCAACAAGGGACAGGACAAGACUCGAAUUUGGAGACAAGACUUGGGGAAAGUCAGACCCUUGUGGUCAAAGCUCGAGUAACGAGAAGUAAGAGGAAAGCGGCUCUAGAACCAAAUCCAGAUAGCAUUGGUGGAAGACUAAGGCAGCGAAGAAGGACCUAAUUAGAAGAAGUCUCAGAAGAAAAAGCCAACAUCUAUUCACUUUUGUUAAACUCUCUAUUUCGACAUGACCCUCUCUGUUUUCAUAUAAGGUGGUUAGGAAAAAAGAUUCUUAUUUCUUAAAAGUAUCUGAAACAAAAAUCUCCAAACUUUAAUAUUCAAAUAAAUACUUUCAAGUAUACUAUGAAAAUCUC
Arabidopsis thaliana (thale cress) is the source of this 1993-nucleotide messenger RNA. RefSeq names its product Zinc-finger domain of monoamine-oxidase A repressor R1. Gene Ontology annotation, biological process: regulation of DNA-templated transcription. The record is from RefSeq and is marked reviewed. The transcript has 5 exons. Gene Ontology annotation, cellular component: cytoplasm; nucleus. Bases 144 to 1802 code for a protein of 552 amino acids. NCBI's taxonomy places the organism in Eukaryota, Viridiplantae, Streptophyta, Magnoliopsida, Brassicales, Brassicaceae.